UAUAAUUUUUACGGGUGAAAUACUUGCCGCUGACUGCUCCGAAUGUAUGUGUGUAUAGCACGUGCGUACAACUGGUCAAUUCGUGAAUCAACAACAAACAUAUUUAUAUUUUUAAAAACAAAUUAAAAUACGAAAAUUAUAAAAAAAAAAAGUUACCAAUAAUGGCUGACGAGAAAAGUCCUUUAAUUUGUAUACCAGGACAACGACUUUGUUUAUCAAAUAAAUUAAAUUUACCUGGUCCAGGAACUUAUGAAGAAAAUGGUUAUAUCUAUUCAAAGUUAGUUGGUACAGUUGAAAUAAUGAAAGAAGAAAAUACAAAAACGAUAGUAGUUCAUGGUACAAAAGAACAGAGUGUUGUUCCAGCACCUGGUGAUAUUGUUACAGCGAUGGUAACACAAGUGAAUCAACGUUUUUGUAAAUGUAUAAUGAAGUGUAUUGGUGAUAUUAUUCUAACUAGAUCAUACAGAGGGAUUUUAAGAAAAGAGGAUGUACGAGCCACUGAAAAAGACAGAGUAGAAAUGUAUAAAUCUUUCCGACCCGGUGAUAUUAUACUUGCACGUGUUCUACCUAUGACAGAAGCCCACAUAUAUUCUUUAUCAACUGCGGAAAAUGAGUUGGGAGUAGUUUUAGCUCAUAGCGAAGAAGGUGUUUCGUUGAUUCCAAUCAGCUGGACUGAGAUGCAGUGUCCUAAAACAUUAGCAAAAGAAUUGAGGAAAGUAGCGAAAGUUGUACCAGAAAAAGAUGCUAUGGAUAAAAUAAAUAAAUAAUACAAUUAUAAA
Molecule: messenger RNA, 779 nt
Organism: Cotesia glomerata
Lineage: Eukaryota; Metazoa; Arthropoda; Insecta; Hymenoptera; Braconidae
Gene: Csl4
Product: exosome complex component CSL4
Exons: 5
Coding region: 162-767 (201 amino acids)
Biological process (GO): RNA processing
Cellular component (GO): cytoplasm; nuclear exosome (RNase complex)
Molecular function (GO): RNA binding
Source: RefSeq, a predicted model, not a curated record